Molecule: messenger RNA, 1624 nt
Organism: Plutella xylostella (diamondback moth)
Lineage: Eukaryota; Metazoa; Arthropoda; Insecta; Lepidoptera; Plutellidae
Source: RefSeq, a predicted model, not a curated record
UUUUAUUUAUCAUGCAACAUAUAAAUUUACAUAAUUGCAUUUUUUGUACAAUAUUUAUAGAAGUUUGAUAUUAUUUUAUAUUAAAUAUUUGUUUGUAUAUUUAUUUACACAAACUAAUUUAAGAAAAAUAUGUCUGGGUUUGCUGAUUUAGUUAAAUACAAUGAAAUAGACGUGAAUCAUAAGACAAAAAGAAAUCCGAAGUUUCGAUUUCGCGCUGCCGUUCGCUAUGUGAUAGCCAACCAGUACUGGCUGGUGGAGAUGUUGGCAGCCUACGUGAGGCCCAGCGACGUCGGCUUGAGGGUGCGCCAAGCUGUCAACCCCACUAACAAGGAUUUGACAUUCAAGGAUAAAAUAUUGUUGAAUAAACGAACAACAGACAGGACGGAAGAUGAAAAGCGACAUCUGUAUCGCCUAUUUGGCGGAUUAAAAUGUUUCAGGCGCUAUCCAGAUGAAGUAAAAAGCCGAUUAGCCGGCUCACUCUACUACAAAUACUACGGCCCCGGGCGCGUGGUGGUCCGUCAAGGGCACGACGCGCAUGCGCUCUACUUCAUCAUCGCCGGUGACGUCAUUGUCAGCCAACUACUCUGGGACGACCUGGUCAAAGAAGAAGAAUCUGUCACACUCGGCGUCAUGCAACCGGGAGAUAUAUUUGCAGAAGUGGCUUUGUUGCAUGAUAUUGGAAGGAGUGCUACUUGUACUACUGCUGGGCACUGUGAGCUUUUAGUGCUUUUGAAAGAAGACUUCAAAAUGAAUCUGCAAGCUACUGUGCAGCGGCUGUGGGACAGGGCAGAGCGCGCCAUGUCGCAAUUUACUUAUUUCAACCAUCUAUCUGUAAUAGAAUUGCGCGAAGGAGUCAUAGUUGCCAAAAUGAAAUCCUUUGAAGAAGACGAUAUUAUAAUGGGAGACGGAACUGAAUUAACUCACUUUGUCUACUUUGUACUUUCGGGAACUUGUCAGAUUGUCGAGUCUAUGAAAGUGUACGUGACGAAGAAUAAUCGGGAGGAAGUGUAUUGUCUUCACGAUCGAUGUUCUAUUUCGACGACCACGAGUGAGCUCGAUUUUGAAAUAAAUCAUUUUCGUGCCUACGAAAAUAAACUUAGACUUUUGUCGAUGAUAAGCGGGGCUCAUAUUUCGUCUUUUGUGAAGCAAGGAUUGUUUGGUGAAGACGACGACUCUUACUUUCAAGAAAGGUCCUCAAAUGACGACAGUUUAAAUUUCAUUCCUGAAAAUUUAGAAACUGUUUUUAUGCAGGUAGGAACGUUGUCACCUGGAGCUUGUUUCAACCUCGGGGAGAAUACCCGGGACCGGUUCAUCAUUGCUCUGGAGCGAGUGACGUGUCUGCUGCUGCCCCGGCUCUGGCUGGAACAGAGGGACCCCACCAGCAACUGGCCCCGAGUGCGGAGAUACCUUGAUAGGAAUAUACCAUCAAAACAGGAACUAUUUCAAACCUUCCUUACACAACAGAAAUGUAAAAAAAAUACGAAGCAAAUGAUUGAAAGAGUGGUUUCCCGAUCACCAAAUAAAUACAGCAAUACUAGACACAAUGUUCCUUUCUCUACAAGGUUGAUGAAGCGAUCGAAUGUUUUCUGAUAUAGACAGAAUAUUAUUAUAACCUGCCCAUUAA